Messenger RNA from Panicum hallii, 1184 nucleotides. RefSeq lists its product as uncharacterized. Lineage: Eukaryota; Viridiplantae; Streptophyta; Magnoliopsida; Poales; Poaceae. The transcript has a single exon. The coding region runs from base 199 to 825 and encodes 208 amino acids. The record is from RefSeq and is a predicted model, not a curated record.
CCAACUCACCGGCGCGCUGCGCGCACUUGCCGGGAACGGGAGGCACUACACACCCUGACCUGACGCGCAUCAUCAGCCCGUGCGCCACGAACGCCACACGGAUCCACCCACCACCAGUAAACUCCCCGCCCUCCCCCCGCUGGCUCGGCUCACCAAACCCUGCCGCCUCGUGCCAUCCUCUUCCUCCUCCCUACUUAAAUGAAGCGUCCGCACCGCCGUUUCCACCAAACUCCCCUGCCCCCUCCUCCUACUCGCACCACCCGCACCAACCAACCCCGGCCAGCCACCCCCUCGCGCAAGCGACAGCGCGAUCCCGUUCCAUCGUCCAUGGAGGCGGAGGCGUUCCCGAUACGGUUCACGCGGGGCGUGCGCGCCUACUGGCGCCGGCGCAAGUACCACCGCCUGGAGGCCGCGGACGGCACGGCCAGUGGCGGAGCCACGCGGCAGCUGGGCGCGGCGCGGCGCGGCGGGUGGGGCGCCAUGCGGCGGCUGCGCGUGCGCGUGCGCGUGGCCCUGGCCGCGCCGCGGCGCGCGCUGGCGCGGGCGCGGGACGCGUACGUGGGUGCUAUGCUGGCGCUGGCCAGGCGGGCGUCCGCGCUCGCGCUGCCCGGCGGCGCCGACGGGCUCUGGGCCAAGCGCGUGCCGCGCCGGAAGCAGCUGCCGGCGCCGCGGGCGACGGAAUUCGAGCAGCGGCUCAUCCUCGAGAUCUACAAGUCCAUCGUCGCCUCCAAGGAGCUCACCACCAUGCUCCACUCCUCCGCCGCGCACCUGCCGCCGCGGGCGGCUGCCGCCCCGAUGCCCGCCAAGCACCUGCUCGACAUGUAAGCCGGAGAGGGCGUGCGCUGCUGUUCCGAUCCGACGCGAGCUGUGUACGCUCGUAGCGAGAGUGCGAAUCUGAAGCUUAAUGAGCGCCGUUAGUUAUGAUGUGCAUCCAGUAACACCGUCCUUGCCCUGUGAAUUAGAGAGAGAAUUUAGAGCCGUUCCGUGCUUCCUCUUUGGGUGCAUGUAGAACCCUAGGUGGGCGGGUGCAUGCAAGCAAAGCAAGCCGCCCUGCUGCGAAAGAGGCAGCGUGCAAAGUGUAAAUUCAAAGAAAAUCCGCAAAGCAAAUCCGUGGCUUGGCUUUGUGUAUGAUUCAGAGAUAAUUCAGCAUCGUUUUUUUUAAAAAAGAAAGAUUAUUCAGCGAC